This is a messenger RNA of Hordeum vulgare subsp. vulgare (domesticated barley), 372 nucleotides long. Its product is annotated as DNA mismatch repair protein MLH1-like. Lineage: Eukaryota; Viridiplantae; Streptophyta; Magnoliopsida; Poales; Poaceae. The record is from RefSeq and is a predicted model, not a curated record. The transcript is spliced from 3 exons. Bases 1 to 372 code for a protein of 123 amino acids. Gene Ontology annotation, molecular function: ATP hydrolysis activity; ATP-dependent DNA damage sensor activity. Gene Ontology annotation, cellular component: MutLalpha complex. Gene Ontology annotation, biological process: mismatch repair.
AUGGAGGUCGAUGACGCGGUGCCGCGCGGCGGGGGUGGGGGCGGGGAGUCGCCGCACAUCCGGCGACUGGAGGAGUCAGUGGUGAACCGCAUCGCCGCGGGGAAGGUGAUCCAUCGGACCUCGUCGGCGGUGCAGGAUCUCGUCGAGAACACCAUCGACGCCGACUCCUCCACCAUCUCCGUCACCGUCAAGGACGGCAGCCUCAAGCUCAUCCAGGUCUCCGACGAUGGCUACGUCAUCCGGUGUCUAUCACAGUCUGAUCUGUUGGAGAUUUUGAAUGAUUACAAUAUUAUUGUUGGAAUUGACUCCUCCGGUCAAGUCUUCCUCGGCUCCGGUCUCGGCGCUCGCAGCUCUGGUCCUACAAGUGCCUAA